AUGACGGGCUUCGACAGAAUUGCCGAGGCAAACGGCGACGAUGAAUGCCGGGCUUGGCUACGCAAGGUCAUCGAUGCCAAGGAUGAAAUCGUCGCCUUUGUUGAUCAUCACUUGGACGGGGGUGGAACCGGAGAGUUUGACGGUUACUUGAAGGGCUCCUUCAACCUGUGUCUCCACGUCAGAUUUGGCCAUGGACGACAGAGCGCCCUCAUCCGGUUCGCAAAACCGGGGCAUACGACAUGGAGGGCCGAAAAGACGGCCAACGAGGUGCGGUUUAUGGAGUACCUCAGCCAGCACACAACCAUUCCUGUCCCUCGAGUGCACCAUUGGGGUCUCACAGAGGACAGCCCGCAAAAGCUAGGGCCAUUCAUCGUCAUGGACUUUGACGAUCAAGAAGAUGUGAUUCUUGACCCAAAUAUCGAUACAACAACACUCGACACCAUCUACGAUCAACUUGCCGACUAUUUGCUCCAGCUCUCUCAGAUUGAUUUUCCCUCCAUUGGAUCAAUCUCCAAGGACAGCGCUUCAAACGCAUGGUCUGUUACUGGAAGACCUUUGACCUACAACAUGAACGAGUUGGCAACCGCUACAGGUUACCCUGCUGAUCAAUUUCCCACUGGGCCAUUUGAUCAUGCAAGCGACUACUUUGGGUCACUUGCAAACCAGCACAUCAUCCACCUUCAGACCCAGCGGAACAUUGCCGACGACGCAGAAGAUGCGCGGAAGAAGUUUAUCGCCCGUCACCGCUUCAGAGAGCUUAUCCCAAAGCACUGCAUUGACGAUACUGGCCCGUUCAAAGUCUUUUGCGACGAUUUGCAACCCUCUAAUAUGCUUGUCGAUCCACAUACUCUGCGCAUUACGGCUGUACUCGAUUUCGAGUUCACAAAUGUCAUGCCGGCCCAAUUCACAUACGACCCUCCAUGGUGGCUAGUUUUGCUGGGACCAGAUAUGUGGCUUGAACGCUACAGUAUGGCCGAUUUCGUAUCUCUUUACAAGCCUAGGAUGGAACAGUUUCUCCAGGCCUUGGAGCGAGUGGAAGCGAAGCGGACAUUAGCCCACAAGCGGUUGGAGGAGCCACAUCUUUCCGCCCGAAUGCGUGAUUCGUGGGAAAGCGGGCGCUUCUGGUUCAACUACGCCGCCAGAAAGAGCAUGGACAUCGAUGCUGUCUAUUGGAACACGCUACACGAAGAUGGUACUGAAGAAGAGCUACUUGACAAUGAGACGCGUGUGGAAAUGGAGGCGUUCGUGAAGACGAAGAUGGAACAACUCGAGACGUAUAGGGAAGAGUGUGCUGAGAGGUUUUCCUAGGGAAAUAAGAGAUCCAUGAUCGAUGAGUGCGGUGAAGAACAAGCGAAAGUGGUCGUGCCACGUCAUCCAAAGCUGGACCGACUCGGUCAACCAUCCUUC
Molecule: messenger RNA, 1407 nt
Organism: Phialemonium atrogriseum
Lineage: Eukaryota; Fungi; Ascomycota; Sordariomycetes; Cephalothecales; Cephalothecaceae
Exons: 2
Coding region: 1-1308 (435 amino acids)
Source: RefSeq, a predicted model, not a curated record